Leishmania braziliensis MHOM/BR/75/M2904 is the source of this 2040-nucleotide messenger RNA. RefSeq lists its product as hypothetical. The coding region runs from base 1 to 2040 and encodes 679 amino acids. The record is from RefSeq and is a predicted model, not a curated record. NCBI's taxonomy places the organism in Eukaryota, Euglenozoa, Kinetoplastea, Trypanosomatida, Trypanosomatidae. The transcript has a single exon.
AUGAAGCGCAUGGGGCGGGUGUUUGCGGUGAAGUCGAAAGCAGGCACUGCCCCUCGCGUCGUUGUUCCGCCGCAUGAUGAAGCGACUGUGCAGGCGGUGCUCACCGGGGAGUGGCUGGACUGCUGCUUUCGGGAGUAUCUUGAGAGAAAGCGUCUUUUUGAAAAUCGCUUUCGCAAUCGAGUUGGGCUGAUGAUUCGCAUUCUCGGCCUCCUGGUGCUUUUCCUCGCUGUGUUGUGGAGUAUAUGGCCGAUGUGGCGGGUGCUGAUUGACGUUGAAGUAGAUGACUACUACAAGGCUUUGGAGGUCCCCUCAACUGCGACGCCCACUGAAAUCACGCGGGGGUAUCGAACUAUGAUGAAGCGCUGGCACCCAGAUCACAAUCCGAACUGUGGUCAGUUUUGUCGGGAGAAGACGGAGCGCAUCAAAGAGGCAUACGACAUCUUGUUGUCACGCAGUGACCACGAAUUGACUCUCGCAAACCAAUACCAUGGGGGCCUCAUGACGCUCCGCUCGUUGCUAUCGUUCCGCGGGUUUCAGAUAUCUGGAGAUGCGGCGAUGAAUGUCUUCAUGAUAUUGCUGCACGUGUACCCCCCCAGCGCGAGGAAGAGCUCCCUGCUCAGAGUGGUGUGCAGCGUUGUCAUUUUGGUCUUUUGCGCGGUGCACGAGACCUUAUUUGCCAGUGGCUUCAAUAUUGUGACUGUGAUCGAAGUCUUGUACUACUUUCUCUCAGUGGCAAAAGCCUCUGCGCAGCAGAAGUCAAUGGAUGAGGUGCGGCAAAAUUCGUAUUUUGAUGUGGUGCGCGACGCGUUUGUCUUGCUGGGCUGCGCGAGUGCUACACACAUUGCUGUGUUGUGGAGUGAGAGUACCACGAUAUCGAUGGAAGAGGCCUUCCGCAUGCUGUAUGGCAGCGUCUACGUUCUCUCUUUCCUGUACAGAUUCUCGCCAAACAUGUAUGACAACUUUUUAAUGCGUAAAUGCUCGCUGCCGCUCACGUAUGUGGACAUGGCCAGUGGAAGGUUCACGUGGACCCGGUUUGCAACAAGCGAACUGAUGUUUCUCGUCGACGAUUUGUUUGUCUUCACGUGUCGCAUCUCCAGCGCGUAUCGAGUAGUGGUGUACAUUGUGCACUUCGUUUCCCUCUGCCAGUUUUUCAUGUUGCCAUGGGAUACACCGAUUGUCCACGGGAGGGCCAGCGUGAGAGCAGCGGCUACUGGGGCGGAAGAGCCAAAAGUACUGACUGCAGCGAGCGCGCAGACUACAGUAGCUCAAUCUACCAACGUCGACGCCACGCAGACGGCUGAGCAAGGCACGUGUGUUCAGUCCUACAUAACACAAGAAGACGAAUACGUCGUUGCCGAUCUUGACAACGAGACUGUGGCGUGGAUGGAUAUUGCGAGCCUCAAGUACAAGGCUCUCAUCCUUGCGCUUGGUCGCAAGCAUGCCCAGCAGCAUGGCCAGUCGAUGGAUGCCGUCGACAUUGCGCCGAGUUCUGACUUGCAGAAUGUUGUAGUCAUCGCGUUCUCCCGAGGUGCGGGUACCGGACCGGGUGCAUCUCAACAGAAGCUCGACGUUUUGUGUCAGGUACAUGACCCGGAGAUGAGUCGACUUGUGGCGAUGGAGCGUGGGCCAAAAGUAAUGGUGCCUGCGCGCCUCAAAUCGCCGUGGAACCUGGAUCUCGCACGUGUGGAGUACCGCAAGGGCCUCGGCUCUGAUGCCCCGUUGACAAGUGCACAGGUGUGGCGAAAGCGGGCACAAGGGCGGCCAUCCGCAGCGUGGAAGACACUCGUGGUGAUGGUGUGUGUGUCCGUUGCGCUUGCCCUUAUUUGCGCCGUAACUGGACCAUCCUCACAAGCCGCUGUACGGAGCUCCAAGGGUAUCGAUAGUUCUCUUCGUCCACAACUCUUUGCCCGCUUUUUACGGGCAUUGCCGCCAACCCAUUUUGUGAAUGCGUUGUCAGGAGGUCUGCUGACAGUGGCACAAAUUCCCAUCUGCACACUGGAUUGGUGGGAUGCCGGGCUCACACUUGGCUUUUUACACUAG